GCUAAAGGAGUUGUUCCAAGAUGGCGUAAACACAACGUAAAAAGCAAUAAUGUCGUUCUUAUGCUAAAGUACAAUGCAGACAAGGUAAAGUGGCAGUUAUCUUUUUUACACGAGUAGCCAUUUGAACACAAGCGAAUCAGCCAAGAUGGAGGAUGAAGAGACAACGUUGGCUUUGAUACGAUGCUAUUGCUAUGAAAAGUAUUUCAAUCACGCUGUGAACACUGCAGCAGCAGCUCAGAGGAAAUUCAGCAAUGAUCCCAUCUAUACUUUUUUCCAUGCAUAUGGUGCCCUGAUGCAAGAUCAAAUUCAAGAAGCCUCAAUAGAGUUGGACACAUUAAGAGACAGUCGAGAUGUGUCUCUCUGCACGUUAAUGGCUCUUGUCUAUGCUGAGAAAAAAAAGAUAAACCCAGACAGAGAGGUCAUUCAAGAACUUGAUGCUAAAGUCAAAGAGGAUCGAAAAAGUGCUUCUCCCAAGAGUCUGUACUAUGCGGGGACGUUUCUCUGGCUAUUAGGUCGAAAUGAUAAGGCAAGGGAGUACACAGAAAGAAUGAUCAAACUCUCCAGUGGCUCUAGAGAGGGGAUGAUCCUAAAAGCCUGGAUAGAUGUGACAUCUGGGAAAGACGCCUACGCCAGAAAGGCUGGAAAGUACUUCGAUGAGGGACUGAAAGAGAGAGCGGAUGUUUUUGCCCUGAUGGGAAAGGCACAAUACUAUGAAUAUCGUCAGAACUACUCCGGAGCAUUGGAGAUGGUUAACAAGGUCAUUGUUAGCUUCCCUGGGUUCUUGCCUGCCCUCACCAAGAAGAUGAAACUGUUGCUCAGCCUUCAAGACUGGGAGCAAACCAUAAGCGCAUCACACAGGCUUUUACAGAAGGAUACAAAUAACCUGGAGGCACUACGGAUGCUAGCUCUACAUUCUUUAUGCAGAGAUGGAGAUAUUACUGAGUCGGUGAAGCAGCUUUCAAACCUCAUCAGCAGCUUGGAGAUUCUGGAACCGCACAACCCAGAGCUUUUCUACAGGAUGUCUCUAGCCUUCACCCGUGUUUGUGGACGGAAUGAGAAAGUGAUGGAGCAGACGUUUAGGAUGGUGGAGAGAGCCUUCUCCGUGGCAUCGGGGGACUCAGACUUAGCCACAGAGUUGGGCUACCAGAUGGUGCUUCAGGGCAGAAUCAAGGAGGCCAUGAAGUGGUACAAGACAGCCAUGACUUUGGAUGAGACAAGUGUUUCGGCUUUGACUGGUAUAAUUCGUUGCCAGCUGAUAGAGGGCCACCUUGAAGAUGCAGAACAACAGUUAGAAUUUCUCACAGAGAUUCAACAGUCUAUUGGAAAAUCAGGGGAGCUACUGUACCUACGUGCCGUACUGGCAGUGAAGAAGCGCCGCUCCCAGGAAGAGGUGACCAAUCUGCUGAAUGAUGCAGUGGACACACACUUCUCCACUCUGCAGAGUCUGCCUCUGGGAGUGGAGUACUUUGAGAAGCUGAACCCUGACUUCUUGUUGGAGAUUGUCAAAGAGUAUCUAGCACUGUGUCCUGCUAAGCCUCCAGCACAGGGCCAGCCUCCUGCUCCUCAGCUUCAGCACUGUGCCACAUUGUUGGAUACUGUGGUCAAGAUUGUGCCAUGUCUCCCCCAAGGUGUCUUCAUGCGAGCCAAAGUCAGAUAUCAGUCUGGUGACAUUGAAGCUGCUCAGAGCAGUCUACAACAUUGUCUGGACCAGUGUCCUUCCUAUGCAGAUGCUCAUCUGCUAAUGGCACAGAUUCAUCUGCUGCAGGGCAACUUCACACUGUCUUCCCAGUCUCUUGAGCUCUGCCUCAGCCAUAACUUUGAGAUCCGAGAACAUCCCUUGUACCACCUGAUCAAUGCUCAGGCUAAGAAGAAAAUGGGUGAGCUGACAGAGGCUAUUCAGACACUCCAGAUGGCCAUGAGUCUUCCAGGCGUCCGCAGAGCUGGAUCCUCGUCCAAAUCCAAGAACAAGAAGAUUGAGCUGAGUCCAGCCGACUGUCUCUCGGUCUUCUUGGAGUUAGCUGAGGCCCUGUGGCUCAACGGAGAACAGCAUGAAGCAGCAAAGGUGAUGCAGGAUGCAAUCAAUGAGUUCUCUGGAACCCCUGAGGAGCUACGUGUCACUAUUGCCAAUGCGGACCUGGCCCUGCUGCGGGGUGACACCGAGCUGGCACUGAGUAUGCUCAGAAACAUUACCCCUGAGCAGCCCUACUACAUCCAAGCCAAGGAGAAAAUGGCAUACAUAUAUCUGAACCACAGGAAAGAGAAACGUCUGUAUGCAAGCUGUUACAGAGAAAUGGUGGAGAAGCUGCCCAGCCCUCACACAUAUCUCUUACUAGGGGAUGCCUUCAUGCACAUUCAAGAACCUGAGAAAGCCAUUGUUGUUUACGAGCAAGCUCUGAAGAAAAACCCCAAAGAUGGUGCUUUAGCCAGCAAAAUUGGGAAAGCCCUGGUCAAGACUCAUAACUACAUGAAGGCAAUAAAUUACUACGAAGCAGCGCUGAAGACGGAGCAGCAGAACUUCCUGCGCUACGACCUGGCUGAGCUGCUGAUGAAGAUGAAGCAAUAUCAGCGCUGUGAAGGAGUCCUGCAAGGAGCUCUGGCCCAUGAGCCAGUGAACGAACUGCUUGCACUCUCAGAUGAUUGCCGCUAUCUGGUCCUGUUGGCAAAGAUCCAAAAUAAGGUUGACAAAAAUGAGGAAGCUUUACUUUCCCUACAAAGAGCCCGGGAUGUGCAGGCCAAGGUGCUGAAGCGGGUGCAGUUGGAGCAGCCUGACGCCGUCCCCACGCAGAAACAGCUUGCUGCCGAGAUCUGCGCUGAGAUCGCUAAACACUACACAAGUCAGAGGGGCUAUGAGAGAGCAGUCAAAUUCUACAAAGAAGCUCUUGUGUAUUGUGAGACUGAUCGCAAGGUGAUGCUGGAGUUGGCACGGUUGUACCUUACUCUAGAUGAGGUCGACGCUUGCCAGGAGCAGUGCAGCAUCAUUUUGAAGAGUGACCAGUUUAACGAAGAUGCAACUCUGAUGAUGACUGACAUUAUGUUUAGGAAGCAGGACUAUGAGCAGGCAGUCUUCCACUUUCAACAACUUCUGGAGCGCAAACCAGACAACUACCCAACACUGUCACGUCUCAUUGACUUGUUGAGGAGGGCCGGCAAGUUGGAAGAAGUUCCCAGAUUUCUUGAUAUGGCAGAAAAACAUUCUUCCAGGACAAAAUUUGACCCCGGGUUCAACUACUGCAAAGGACUGUAUCUUUGGUUCACAGGAGAACCUAAUGAUGCUCUGCGGCACUUCAACAAAGCCCGGAAAGACAAUGUUUGGGGUCAAAAUGCCGUGUAUAACAUGAUUGAAAUCUACCUAAACCCUGACAAUGACACCAUGGGAGGAGAAGUAUUUGAGAAUUUAGAUGGUGAAGUAGGGACCUCCACGGAGAAGCAGGAGUCAGAGCAGCUUGCUGUGAGAACAGCGGAUAAGCUGCUGAAGGAGUUAAAGCCUCAGACAUCAGGAGGACACACACAGCUCCGCAUCCUGGAGAACUACUGCUUUCUGGCCACUAAACAGAAGGCCAAUGUAGAGAAAGCCCUUGGUGUUUUCACAGAGAUUGCAAACAAUGAAAAAGAACACGUACCGGCACUGUUGGCCAUGGCGACAGCUUAUAUGAUGCUGAAACAGACUCCCCGAGCCAGGAACCACCUCAAACGCAUAGCUAAGAUGAACUGGAAUCUUGUUGACGCCGAUGAGUUUGAGAAGAGCUGGCUGCUCUUGGCAGACAUCUACAUCCAUUUGGGGAAGUACGACAUGGCCGGGGACCUCUUGAAGAGGUGCCUCAAUCAUAACAAGUCAUGCUGUAAGGCUUAUGAAUAUCUGGGCUACAUAAUGGAAAAAGAGCAGGCAUUCCGUGAUGCAGCUCUCAACUAUGAACUGGCUUGGAAAUAUGGAAAUCGAACUAACCCAACUAUUGGAUACAAGCUGGCUUUCAACUACUUAAAAGCAAAGAGGCAUGUUGAUGCCAUAGAUGUGUGUCAUAAGGUUUUGGCUGCUCAUCCAAAUUAUCCCAGAAUGAGAAAGGACAUCCUGGACAAAGCUCGUGCUGCCCUGAGAUCUUAGUGUUGGAACUGUGUGUGUGUGUGUGUGUGUGUGUGUGUGUGUGUGUGUGUGUGUGUGUGUGUGUGUGUGUGUGUGUGUGU
This is a messenger RNA of Anarrhichthys ocellatus (wolf-eel), 4179 nucleotides long. It is a transcript of the gene ttc21b, whose product is annotated as tetratricopeptide repeat domain 21B. Gene Ontology annotation, molecular function: protein binding. The record is from RefSeq and is a predicted model, not a curated record. Gene Ontology annotation, cellular component: intraciliary transport particle A. Bases 146 to 4099 code for a protein of 1317 amino acids. Gene Ontology annotation, biological process: protein localization to cilium; intraciliary retrograde transport. NCBI's taxonomy places the organism in Eukaryota, Metazoa, Chordata, Actinopteri, Perciformes, Anarhichadidae. The transcript is spliced from 29 exons.